This is a messenger RNA of Sinocyclocheilus anshuiensis, 2109 nucleotides long. RefSeq names its product actin-related protein 2-A-like. The transcript has 10 exons. Lineage: Eukaryota; Metazoa; Chordata; Actinopteri; Cypriniformes; Cyprinidae. Bases 601 to 1785 code for a protein of 394 amino acids. The record is from RefSeq and is a predicted model, not a curated record.
AUUUCAUUUUUUCAUUUACUUCAGGUUGAAGUAUUCCUUUAACAUGUAUAUAACGCAUACACACUAACAUUUUGUCUCAUACACUGAACACAUGAUCCUGCUGUUGUGUCUCUGUCUUUAAGAAGGUACAGGGUGCUCUAAGUUUGUUUGUUUUCUGAGUCUGCUCUAUAACAGAGCUGGAGGGAUUGUGGGUAGUUAUGACAAUGAGUAAACCUCCUUGUUGCUGUAUGAUAUGGUUGGUUUUCUAAGUUGUGUAAAUUGUAAAUCUCUCAGCUUGUGUGCUUGAACUGGGUGUGUUUUUGUUUUAAAUCAUUGUGCUUCAUUUGUCACCAGUUUACAGCUUUCUCUUAUUUAAUUGUAUAUUUUUUACAGGGAAUCACAGCCGUAGUACCUCCUCGAGCUCCAGAAGUUGUGCGGCAUUGAGUCUGAUGCUGGAAGCUGUCUGAAUAUUUGAUGUCUGAUUUGCUUUUGCUUGUUCAGGCUUUAGUCGCGGACUUUUAUUUUGAAGAGGUGUGAAGGGCAGGGCGCUGACUUCCGCCUGGCAGAAGACGGCGGGCGCUGGCGCUGAGAUCAGGGCGGAUUCACCGAGUCUGGAGAAACAUGGACAGUCAAGGCAGGAAAGUGGUGGUGUGUGACAACGGGACCGGGUUUGUGAAGUGUGGAUAUGCUGGCUCUAAUUUCCCAGAGCACAUUUUCCCGGCUCUGGUGGGGAGACCGAUCAUCCGCUCCACAGCCAAAGUGGGAAACAUCGAGAUCAAGGACCUGAUGGUGGGCGACGAGGCGAGCGAGCUGCGCUCCAUGCUGGAGGUGAACUACCCGAUGGAGAACGGGAUCGUGAGGAACUGGGACGAUAUGAAGCACCUGUGGGACUACACUUUCGGCCCCGAGAAGCUCAACAUCGACUCCCAGAACUGCAAGAUCCUGCUCACAGAGCCGCCCAUGAACCCCACCAAGAACCGAGAGAAGAUCAUCGAGGUGAUGUUUGAGACCUAUCAGUUCUCAGGCGUUUAUAUCGCCAUCCAGGCCGUGCUUACUCUGUACGCUCAAGGUCUGCUGACGGGUGUGGUGGUGGACUCUGGAGACGGUGUCACUCAUAUCUGUCCAGUGUAUGAAGGUUUUUCUCUUCCUCAUCUCACGCGGCGUCUGGACAUCGCCGGACGCGACAUUACACGCUACCUCAUCAAGCUGUUGUUGUUGAGAGGUUAUGCCUUCAAUCACUCAGCGGACUUCGAGACGGUGAGGAUGAUGAAGGAGAAUCUGUGUUACGUGGGCUAUAACAUCGAGCAGGAGCAGAAGCUUGCGCUGGAGACCACCGUGCUGGUGGAGUCCUACAUGCUGCCGGAUGGUAGGGUGAUUAAAGUGGGUGGCGAGCGGUUCGAGGCUCCGGAGGCUCUGUUCCAGCCUCACCUCAUUAACGUGGAGGGAGUGGGUGUGGCUGAACUGCUCUUCAACACCAUCCAGGCAGCCGACAUUGAUACCAGGGCUGAGUUUUACAAACACAUCGUUUUGUCGGGCGGUUCUACGAUGUAUCCUGGUCUGCCGUCUCGUCUGGAGCGUGAGCUCAAGCAGCUCUACCUGGAGAGAGUGCUGAAGGGAGACGUCGACAAGCUCUCGAAGUUUAAGAUCCGCAUCGAGGAUCCUCCACGCCGUAAACACAUGGUGUUUUUGGGCGGAGCGGUGCUAGCCGACAUCAUGAAGGACAAAGACAACUUCUGGAUGACCAGAGAGGAGUACCAGGAGAAGGGCACACGCGUUCUGGAGAAGCUGGGGGUCACCGUUAGAUAAAUCACACACACAACAUUGCACUCACACUCCCAGUCACAGGGUGGCAUUUUGGCAGUGUAAACACACAAAGGUUUUCUUCAGUUUAUGAGGAUAUACUUGAGAACAAUGGUAUUCAAAUACUUGAACAUCUUUGCAAUCCAAAAAAAGAGUGCUUAAUGUUUGUACGACAUUCCAAAUGUAAAGAUUCAUAUCACCGCUGCACAGCACGAGACAAAAAUUUAAUGAAAUCGUUUAUGCUGCCAAAAUUAAUCCUCAAACGAUCCCUCAUGUAUCCCCAUAUCGUGACCUGUCCGUCUUAUGACUUCACAUUGACCCUAAAAAAAA